Messenger RNA from Spirodela intermedia, 985 nucleotides. NCBI's taxonomy places the organism in Eukaryota, Viridiplantae, Streptophyta, Magnoliopsida, Alismatales, Araceae. The record is from the annotation of a GenBank genome assembly.
AUGGCUUCUCUCUUCCCCGCUUCCACGCCGCCCCGUCUCAUCCACGGCUCCGGAAGACGGCCGUCGGCCUCGUCCUCGCCGGCGGCGACGAGGGUCGAGCUUCCCCUCGCCGGAGACACGAUAAAGGUGGAAUCUUUGGUCGAUUUGCAGCUCAAGGUGGGAGACACAUGGCAGAGGCUAAAGGAGCCUGCCGACGGCGGAACCGCCGGCGAGCUGGUCCUCCUCAGAAGCAGCACCGGCGGCGGCGGCGGCGGCGGCGGCGAGAGGGACGAGUUUUACCUCAACCUGGGCACGGCGGUGCGCACCCUCCGCGAGGACCUCCCCGCCGUCUUCUCCCGGGACCUCAAUUACGACAUCUACAGGUGCGUUAGGGUUCGGACGAGUCGCGCUCUAGAGUUCCGGCGACCUCCAGGACCUCACCAUCUUCCUCAUCUUCCUCCUCCCUGGCAGGGCCGACAUCACCUUCUCCGACCCGCUCAACGCCUUCCAUGGCAUAGACAAUUACCGGCUGAUCUUCUGGGCUCUGCGCUUCCAUGGCCGGAUGCUCUUCCGCGACAUCGCCAUGGACGUCCUAAGGAUCUGGCAGCUCUCCGACGAUGUCAUCCUCGUCCGGUGGAAUCUCCGGGGAGUUCCCCGUGUUCCAUGGGAGACCAGGGGGGAGUUUCAGGGAACCUCCAGGUACAAGCUCGAUCGCCGGGGGAAGAUCUACGACCACCGGGUGGACAAUCUCGCCUUUAACUUCCCCAAGAUGGUGGCGCCGCGGAGCUCUGCCGCCGCCGUCCUCGACCUGGUCGCCGUCUCCCCGUGUCCCCCCGUCGCCGGCGCCAGUUUCUCCCUCCUCUCCGGCGGGCACCAACCGGGCGACGGCGCCGCCGCCCACCGCUGUUCCUGGGUCGAGUUCUACCGGGCCGUCAAAGAGACCCUCGAUCACGGCAAGCUCCUCGUCGCCGGCGAGCCGGAGACGGGCCUCGCCGCCUGCUCGUAG